Molecule: messenger RNA, 1440 nt
Organism: Fusarium redolens
Lineage: Eukaryota; Fungi; Ascomycota; Sordariomycetes; Hypocreales; Nectriaceae
Product: major facilitator superfamily domain-containing protein
Exons: 7
Coding region: 1-1440 (479 amino acids)
Biological process (GO): transmembrane transport
Molecular function (GO): transmembrane transporter activity
Source: RefSeq, a predicted model, not a curated record
AUGCAUACAGAGACCCCUGUGCCCUCUAAAUCCACUGAAACAACACUGCAGAACAAAGGAUCGACGCCAAUUCUCCACAAUGCGGUGGCCUCCCCUGAAGUAGACCCAAUGGAGAAUAACGACGACAAGAAAUAUCUUACAGGAUGGAAGCUUCAUUCUUUGAGCGCAGCUCUAUGGAUUAGUCUCUUCUUAUCAACGCUUGAGACAACCAUUGUUAGUACAUCGUUGGUCUCCAUCACCAACGCCCUCAAUGGCUUCAUCCUUCGGGAUUGGAUCGUCACCUCCUAUUUGUUGACAUAUACUGGCUUUUUGACUAUUUACGCCAAACUCAGCGAUGUCUUCGGGAAGAAGACAAUGCUUCUCCUAGCACUACUCAUCUUCACAGUAUUCUCCGGCCUCUGCGGUGCGGCAAACAAUGUCGUUGACCUCAUCAUACUUCGAGCGUUCCAAGACAUUGGCGCAUCAGGCAUCUAUGCCAUGAUCCUCGCGAUCGCCCCAAGCCUGGUACCAAUCAGCAAAUACGCAAAGUACAUGGGCGUCAUGUCGACAGUCUUCAUCACCGCAAGUGUUCUAGGCCCUAUCCUGGGUGGUGUGAUCAGCCAGCAUUCGACCUGGCGCUGGGUCUUUCUUCUCAAUCUUCCUGGAGGAGCCAUCGCCUUUGUCAUGGUUUGCUUCUUUCUCCCAGCCUCCGAAGAGUCGUCCAACCUCUCGCUCCUGAAAGUCUUACGGUCAAAGGUUCGAAGGUCUAAUUGGGUUCGUAUCGAUGUGCUUGGAAUAAUCCUUCUCCUUGCAGCCUCAGUUCUCCUUGUGUUUGCACUUGAGGAGGGAGGUACCCGAUACUCAUGGAGCAAUGCGGUUGUCAUAGCCACCCUGGUUCUAGCUGUUGUGCUCUUCAUCGCCUUUUGGUUCUGGGAAGUCUACAUUGAAAAGUCGCCAAGCAAGCAAGAGCCUGUGUUCCCGCCAAGUAUUUGCAAGGACAGGAUAUCAAGCGCCAUGCUGCUGACUACGUGCUUCGUCGGUUUCCCUUUCGUCUCAAUGGUCGUCAACAUUCCGCAAAGAGCUCAAGCAGUGUACGGGAUGUCUCCAUCUCGCGCUGGCAUUAUCUUACUACCCAUGAUGCUCACAUCUCCUGCCGCAACUGUUCUCUCAGGCUACCUAACUGGAAACGCCAAGGUUCCGCCCGCAUACCUGAUAAUUAUAGCUGCAGCGCUGCAGGUCUUGGGCGUCGGCUUAACAUGCUCUUUGCCCACAGCUUCGACCGGUAUGCACGAUGCUCAGUAUGGAUAUGAGGUGCUGAUGGGAGUCGGGUUCGGUAUGUGUCUGGCUACCGUCCUGACCUUUGCUAGAGUGGUGGUUUCUGAAGCAAAUCUGCCUGUGAUGAUGGGUGCACUGACACAGAUCCGUGUUCUCGGUGGCACAGUCUCACUUGCGAUUUGGUAA